Messenger RNA from Drosophila biarmipes, 2402 nucleotides. Its product is annotated as dentin sialophosphoprotein. Lineage: Eukaryota; Metazoa; Arthropoda; Insecta; Diptera; Drosophilidae. Gene Ontology annotation, cellular component: cytosol. The record is from RefSeq and is a predicted model, not a curated record. The transcript is spliced from 3 exons. The coding region runs from base 527 to 1363 and encodes 278 amino acids. Gene Ontology annotation, biological process: regulation of lipid biosynthetic process.
UUUUGGAAAAAUCUCUCGUUGGCGCGGUGCUGUGCUCGUCGCAAUCAAUUGAAAAUUGAAAUUAAGGCAAAUCGAAUCGAAGCGAAUCGGUGCGGUGCGCGUGCAGACUGCUUAGAAUUCCUACGUAUUUAAUUGGAUCGGACGAGACCGACGGCCAGAGUCGUGGUCUUAUCAAGCUCAGUGCGUGCAUGCAAAUUUUUGGCAUAAAACAGCCGCGACUUCUUGGGAGGCAGCGCACUAGUCACAGUUCCGCCGGGCCAGCAGCUACUCCAGUCCAGACCCAGAUCCACAUCCAGAUCCAGGUCCACCGCCACUGAACUCGAGCCAACUCAACUCAACUCAACGCAGCCCCAGCCAAGCCAAGCUAAGUCAAGUCACCUGUGGAGAUUUCAUAAUCCCAGCCAGGAAUAUUCCGAUUCCGAACGCGAGUGAAAGUGCGCGAGUGUUGGUGCGGAGGCAAAGAAAAUUCCCCAGUCAAUUGUGUCAGCAGUACACAUCGUCCGGAUCACAGAAGCACAGAGCCACCAUGAGCGGAUACACAGACCUCACCAAGCUGGAGACAAGUCGGAACUGCCUGCGCCGCAUCGCCCGUCACGAUGAGCAGCAGUUCUCCAAAGACAGCAUCGUCAAUGUGAUGGAGAAGUUCGUGAAGACUGUCAACAUUAUGGACGACACCAUACUGGUGCCAUGCAGGCUCAUGGAUCGACAGAUCGGCGACAGCACUGACAUCAUCCCAGCCACCGGCAAGGACUCAACCGCCAACCAGCUGACGCAGAGCUCCAGUGCCCACGGAAAGCGGGGGGCGGCGCACUCGAAGAAUGUGCAAGACUUCCUGAGCGCAUCCGAGCUGUUCAAUCUGUACAACAUGCUGAACUCGCUCAAAAAGGACCUGCUCUGGACCGCCAACCAGGAGGACGAAGAGCAGCGCCCCCAGGAGCAGCUCAGUGCUAGUCCCAACCCCACUUCGAAUUGCAAUCCCAGCGAGAGCAAGACUGAGUCCAGCAGCGGCAGCCCCAGCACAAGUGCCUCGGGCAGCGUGAAGGGCCAUGUGCGCCGCACCUCCACCGCCUCGAUGAUGUCCACCAACUCGGUGAGCAACAUGAGCGACUCGGACUCGGACAUCUCGCAGGAGAACGACUCGGGGCUGGAGUCGGACGGCAACAAGAGCGACAACGCCCAGAGCAGCGACGGCAGCGACAUCGUGGACGUCGCCAAGUCGAAGCAGGGCUCCGGCGACAAGGCCACGGAGCUGGCGCAGCGCUGCCGGCGGCAUCUGAACGGUCUGUACCAGUGCCUGGAACAAAUGACAGAGGCGGCCAACUACCUGACCGCCAGAUACCAAAGUGAUAUUGGGCCCGUCUAGGACGGCCAACUCAACGCCUUCUCGACCCUCUUCUCCUACGCCUCCUACUCCUACACCUACACUUUCACUUCCUUUCGAGCUGGGCGGGGUUAACUUCAUAUUAUAGUCGCGGGCGGGUGCUCACACUCGAUAGUAUCAAGUGCAGCCAGUGUGAGUCUUUCUUUAACUUUAACUAUAUCUGUAUCUGUUUAUCUAUAUGUAUAUGUAACUCGAGGGGGUGCUAAGUAAGACAUAUGAGGAUCGUAUGUGUGCAUGAGGAUUGUAUAAAUGUAUAUCUGAGGAUGAUAAAUAACUGGUAGAUAUAGUAGUGGAUAAAGCAGCGACUAAAGCAACAAAUCAACAAACGUUCUAUUGUAAAAAUUGUAACUUCUUCGUUGUAUCUCUCUUAUGGGUUUUAAGGGGACCGAAACGAAAAACAAUCACAGAAGCCAACCACAUCAAUCCCGAUCAUUCCUUCUGCAUCCGUUGGGGCCCCACUGCGCCCAAGUCAAAAUUGCUCUCCAUAGCGCAGCUGUGGCCCCAACCCAUUUUCCCUCGAUCUGUACAAUUUGGUUUUCGUAUAUAUAUUGGUUAGAUAGCUAUGGGAACUGCAGAAGCAACACUAAAGCAAACAAUGUUCAACAAGUACAAGAAAUCUAAUUUCUAACUAAAUUACGAGUACGAACACGAGAGAAGUGGGAGCGGGGCGAGCGGAGACGGCCUUCCCACUUCGCUCUUAGCCUGUAUGCAAAUUUAUAUAUUCCACAAUUGUUAUUGUAAUUGUUUAAGCCAACUAUUUGUGCCGUUAUGUUUCGUUUGAUGUCCUCCUCGCAGCCGACCAGCGACAUCCAGUGGAUACAGGAGCGGGUUGGGGAUGGCGAUGGUCACCAUGGUCUUCCCAGAUCCCACCGAAUGCCACCCGGAGAGUCGUCCGCGUGUCACUGGUUCGGCAGCGAAGACCGCAGAGCAAACUGUAAAAUUACUAACGUUAAUAGCGCUUGUGCGAGAGCUAAAAGAGAAUUAUUUAUACACAAUAAAUAAAUUUUACUUAGAAAAUAUA